AUGUCCGAAAGGUACGAGGUGGCCGCAGGAGUCCCGCAGGGGUCCCCCCUCUCCCCAAUCCUCUUCCUUCUGUUUAUCUCAACACUCUACAAGAGGCUCGAGGUAGUAAGGGGGGCAAUCGUGGUAGGGUUCGCAGACGACACCAAUAUCCUGGCCGUAGCGGAGACGACGGAGGGUACCUGCGGCAUCCUAGCGGAGGCCUGGGGACACUGUGCAGGUUGGGCAGCAGAGAGGGGUAUGGAAUUCGAGCCAGCGAAGAGCGAACUAAUCCACUUUUCGAGAGCAAGGGCCCCGAUCGAGAAGACCCUAAGGAUCGGGGGGGAAGCUGAGGUACCGCGCACACCUCGCGGCGGUGAGGAAGAAGAUGAAGACCCAAACCUGUGCCCUAACAAGGCUCGCCGCAAAGACGUGGGGGUGUACCUUCGCGAGGGCGAGGGAGAUCUACUUGAAAGUGAUCCGCAGUGCGAUCGCGUAUGGAGCCUCAGCCUUCCACACCCCUACAGAGGUAGGGGUGUGGAAGGCGGGGCCGCAAAGGAACUCGCAAAGAUCCAAUCGGAGUGCCUCAGGGUGGUCGCUGGGGCCUACAAGGCUACCCCAAUACGGAGCUUGGAGACAGAAACCUGUUGCCCACCCAUCGACCUGUACCUCAACAGGAGGCUCCUUGCCUUCGAGGAUCGGGUUAGGAUAUCAGAGGAGGCGAGGCUAAUCCGCCAGACCCCUGCCACAAUCGCUGCGAUCCUGCGGCGGAAGCGCAGAAGGGGGAGAGGAAGACCUCGGCGGGAGGUAGCCGAUAUAGCAACGGCACCAGCGGAAAAGGGCUCAGGCGAAUGGAAGAAGAGGUGGGCACAGGAGUGGGACCCCCUCGAGUCAAGGCCGGAAAAGGAGGAGCUAGAGCCAGGGUCGACCGGCCCAGUACCAAACCACAAGAAACAGCUCGAGAGGUGGAUGGAGGAGGCAAUGAGAAGGGAGUGGAUUGGAAGAUGGGAGAGUGAGGUAGCUAGGGUGGUCGCUAGGAACCCGGGGCGGGCCCUCGAACCGGCCGAUGCGACCGCGCGGUUCGACGCCUCUAUCAUGAACCGACACCGGUCGAGGGACCCAGCCUGGGAGCUAUCGAAGGCGAAGAGUACUCUCCUAGUGCAAGCGAGGACUGGGAAGAUUGGGCUUCGAGGGUUCGUCUUUACUAGGAGGGUCCCCGGGGUAGUAACGCCGGUAUGCCGCUGCGGUAUGGCGCGCGAGACAUUCGAACACCUCGUACUCGAAUGCAACGGAGCCGCAGAUAAACCUCAUCCCUGGCCAGACGACGGCGCAGAGCUACUGGAGUGGCUAGAUGACGUGGAGAAGGCUGCCAUAGUGGUGGGGUGGGUGCUUGGGCUGGGGAGGCUGAACGAGUUCCGGCUGGCGGUAGAGCUGGAAAAUGAGAACAACGAAGAGGCCCGCGGCGGGGCCGAAGCGGAGUAG
Molecule: messenger RNA, 1458 nt
Organism: Chaetomium globosum CBS 148.51
Lineage: Eukaryota; Fungi; Ascomycota; Sordariomycetes; Sordariales; Chaetomiaceae
Exons: 2
Coding region: 1-1458 (485 amino acids)
Source: RefSeq, a predicted model, not a curated record